AUGGCCUCCAAAACCUUUCUUCGUCGUUGUUCUUCUUCUUCUGAAACCAAAAUCUCAUCUUUAUUCACAAAUUCAAGUAAAGUGACUACAACUAUACCACAAGAUUCAAUAUAUAACGUUGAAGAUGGAGCGAAGCUCGAUAUAUUCCUUCUGAAAGACUGUAAACAAGGUAAUAUUAGUCUUGGUGACGCACGCUAUUUCUUUUGUUUAAUGACUCAUAUGCAACCCAAACCACCGAUUUCAUCAUUCAACCGAUUGUUUGGAGCUCUUGCUAAGAAGAAGUUUUAUAAAGACGUUAUUUUACUAUACAAACGACUGGGUUCAAUUGGGUUGUUGCCAGAUUUAAUUACUUUGAAUAUUUUGAUUAAUUGUUUUUGUAAUGUGGGUCGAGUUUGUGAUGGUUUUGUUGUUUUUUGGAGGAUUUUGAGGUGGGGUUUUAACCCAGAUGCUGUAACUUUUAAUUCUUUGAUUAAAGGUUUGUGUUUGGAGAAUAGGAGUAUGGAGGCUACGGAGUUGUUCAAGAAAAUGGAUGUGUUUGGGGUCAGGCCAGAUAUUGUUUCUUAUGGUAGUAUUAUCAAUGGUCUUUGCAAAGAUGGGUUGGUCGAUAUGGCUAAAGAAUUGUUUUCGGAAAUGAAGAGUAGAGGAAUUAAGCAAAAUGUGGUUGUUUGUACCUCUCUAAUUUACGGUUGGUGUUUUGUGGGAAAUUUGGAGGAGGCUGAGAGAUUGUUUAAUGAGACGGUGGAUCAAGGUUUGCAGCCCAAUUUAUUGACAUAUAAUACAAUGAUAAGUGGGUUUUGCAAGGAGGGGAAGAUGGAGGAAGCUAAUGGGUUGAUGGAAUUGAUGAUUCAAAGAGGUUUGCAGCCUGAUGUGGUGACUUUUAAUUCAAUGAUAAAUGGGCAUUGCAAGAAGGGGAAUACCGAGGAAGCUAAUGCGUUGUUGGAAUUGAUGACUCAAAGAGGUUUGUGGCCUAAUCUGGUGACUUUUAAUACAAUGAUAAAUGGGCUUUGCAAGGAGGGGAAGAUGGAUAAAGCUAAUGGAUUGUUGGAAUUGAUGAGUCAAAGAGGUUUGCAGCCUGAUGUGGUGACUUUUACUACAAUGAUAAAUGGGCUUUGCAAGGAGGGGAAGAUGGAGGAAGCUAAUGGGUUGUUGGAGUUGAUGAGUCAAAGAGGUUUGCAACCUGAUGUGGUGACGUGCACUAUAAUGAUAAGUGGGCUUUGCAAGGAAGGGAAGAUAGAGGAAGCUAAAGAGCUGUUGGAAUGGAUGAUUCAAAGAGGUUUGCAGCCUGAUGUGGUGACAUUUACUACAAUGAUAAAUGGGCUUUGUAAGGAGGGGAAGAUGGACAAAGCUAAUGGGUUGUUGGAAAUGAUGAGUCAAAUAGGUUUGCAGCCUAAUGUGGUUACUUUUAAUGCAAUGAUAAAUGGGCUUUGCCAGCCUAAUUUGGUGACUUUUAAUACAAUGAUAAAUGGGCUUUGCAAGUUGGGGAAGAUGGAGGAAGCUAAUGGGUUGUUUGAAUUGAUGAAUCAAAGAAGUUUACAGCCUGAUUUGGUGACUUUUAAUACAAUGAUAAAUGGGCUUUCGAAGGAAGGGAAGAUGGAGGAAGCUAAUGGGUUGUUGGAAUUGAUGAGUCAAAGAGAUAUUUGAAGCAGUAUGGUAGGAUAAUUUGAUAAUGACGUGCCAAAGAUCUCAAGGCAUUGAAAUUUUCUUGAUCCAACCAAAGGUAAAUGCGUUUUGAUAAGUUUAACAUUAUCAAGAAUAUCCAUCAAUCAAAAGAAAGCAACACUAGAACUAAUUACUAAUUACUGUUCCAAG
Molecule: messenger RNA, 1809 nt
Organism: Pistacia vera
Lineage: Eukaryota; Viridiplantae; Streptophyta; Magnoliopsida; Sapindales; Anacardiaceae
Product: pentatricopeptide repeat-containing protein At1g62720-like
Exons: 3
Coding region: 1-1641 (546 amino acids)
Molecular function (GO): protein binding
Source: RefSeq, a predicted model, not a curated record